AUGGCCGUUUCCGAACUGAUUGAUCACUCCCCGAGCCACCCCACCAAGGCCGAACGUCUCGAGAAUGCGUCCAAUGUCAUAUUAAUUGACAAUUACGAUUCGUUCACAUGGAACAUCUACCAGUACCUUGUUUUAGAGGGUGCCACAGUGACGGUUUUCAGAAAUGACACCAUAUCCCUAGAGGAGCUCAUCGCCAAAACUCCUACACAGCUGGUUAUUAGCCCGGGCCCCGGCCACCCAGACAAGGAUGCCGGAAUAAGCAAGGAGGCAAUUCAAUAUUUUGCGGGCAAGAUACCGAUUCUUGGCGUUUGUAUGGGGGAGCAAUGCAUAAUAGCGUCGUUUGGAGGGAAAGUCGAAGUUACGGGAGAGAUCUUGCAUGGAAAAACGUCGCCGUUAAAACACGACUCGAAAGGUGUCUAUUUGACUCUUCCGCCCGAUCUAGCGGUAACAAGGUAUCAUUCUUUGGCGGGAACCCAUCAAACGGUCCCUGACUGCUUGGAGGUGACGUCUUGGACAGAACUGGAGAAUGGAGGUGGUCGGGGGAUAAUCAUGGGGGUCAGGCAUAAGCUAUGGACCGUUGAAGGUGUUCAGUUCCAUCCAGAAAGCAUAUUAACGGAGCACGGGCGCACAAUGUUUCGGAACUUCCUUAACUUGACUGGCGGUACUUGGAAAGAAGCGCUAUCCAGCAGGGAGAACCAACCCCACGGAGCUAGCCAGCCUACGGCUUCAAAAGCAGAGUCAAUAUUACAGAAAAUUUACUCCCACCGCAAGGUUGCUGUAGACCUGCAGAAAUCGAUACCUUCCCAGCGCCCUGAGGACCUUCAGGCGGCCUACGACCUUGGGAUUGCUCCAACUCAAAUAUCAUUUCCAAACCGCCUAAGAAAUUCACCAUUCUCGCUGGCGCUGAUGGCCGAAAUAAAAAGAGCAUCCCCUUCUAAGGGCAUUAUUUCUUAUUCUACUUGCGCGCCAGCGCAAGCAAGAAAAUAUGCCAUGGCAGGCGCGAGUGUGAUAUCGGUUCUCACCGAGCCAGAAUGGUUCAAAGGAAGUCUUGAAGAUCUGCGAGCGGUGAGGCAAAGCUUAGAAGGCCUACCAAACCGUCCAGCGGUUCUACGAAAAGAGUUUAUAUUUGACGAAUACCAAAUCCUCGAGGCACGAUUGGCCGGCGCAGAUACUGUCCUCCUCAUUGUCAAGAUGCUGCCAGUUGACCUCUUAACUCACCUCUUCGAAUAUUCUCGUUCAUUGAAUAUGGAGCCGCUUGUUGAAGUCAAUACUGCAGAGGAGAUGGCCAUAGCUGUUAGGCUGGGGGCUCAAGUUAUUGGUGUUAACAAUCGGGAUCUCACAAGCUUUGAAGUCGACUUAGGAACAACGAGCCGUUUAAUGGAUCAAGUACCCCAGUCAACGAUUGUUUGUGCGCUCAGCGGUAUAUCUGGUCCGAAGGAUGUUGAAGCGUAUCGCGCAGACGGCGUCAAGGCAAUCCUAGUUGGAGAAGCCCUUAUGCGAGCCAAAGACACGGGCGUGUUUGUACAGAAUCUGCUAGGGUCUGAGACUGAAUUGCAAGCAAAAGUUACGUCGUCCUUACCACUAGUUAAAAUAUGUGGAACCCGCUCAGCGAACGCCGCACGGGUCGCAGUUGAAGCAGGUGCAGACCUUAUAGGAAUUAUCCUUGCCGAGGGGCGUACGAGGACAGUUUCUGACCAGGUUGGCCUGGAGAUUUCAAAUGUUGUUAAAACAACACCGCGGCCUGCUACAAUGGACGCCUACGUGCAACCAAUGACAUGUUCGUUAAUUGGCGUGGAUUAUUUUGAUCACACUUCCAAGCUAUUGCGGCAUCCGUCUCGGGCACUCUUGGUAGGCGUUUUCUCCAACCAGCCCCUUUCCUACAUAAUCGCACAACAGCAGAAACUUGGCCUUGAUAUCGUACAACUUCACGGAUCGGAACCUAUUGAGUGGGCCAGGUUGAUUCCGGUACCAGUUAUCCGGAAGUUCUCGCCGGGCGAUAACACCCUUACUAAGCGUGGCUAUCAUGCACUCCCUUUGCUGGAUUCCGGCGUUGGAGGAACAGGGGAAAUGCUAUCAUCGCCGGCAGUAAAGAAAGCCCUCGAACAGGACGAUGGCCUUCGGAUAAUACUGGCUGGUGGCCUCGACUCCGAAAAUGUCCGCGCUACAAUAAAAGCACUUGGCGAACAAAGCCCUAAGGUGAUCGCUGUUGAUUCGAAGAACCCGUACUCGAUGACAUCUACUUCAUUUCAGUUUACAUUUAUUUCACCCACCCGUUAUUAUCGAUUCGUCUCCCCCGUCCACCCCGCCCCCCUCCCCUUUCCUGCCGUCCCGCGAUCAAUCAUACAGCUCAUCUCAAUGGGCAAAACAUUCGCUAGGGUCAAUGCUUGCAUUGCUGGAAAAUUUGGGGCCCACGCCGACAAAAUAAAACAAUGGGUGGAAGGAAAUGGCGGUACAUUCUCGAAAGAUGUAACUGCCGGAAUUACUCAUGUCAUUUGCACUGAGACGGCGUUUCGUAAAGCCGUUUCUACGGGUAAUGAUUAUCUGCCUGCUCCAAUCACUCCAUGGUCGCCCCGGACUAACAAGAAUACAGUGCGUGCCGCAAAGCGCAUCAAAGGUAUAAAAAUCGUGUCGGUUGAUUGGCUUGAGGAAUCUCUUCUAUCCAAAACAAGGCGUCCGAAGAGGGAAAAGCCAUAUCUCUGGGUAACUAAAAUGAAAGCUGAAAGAAAGAGGGAACUGGAAAAGAAGCUUUCUCUCAAAGGUGCCGGUGGCACGAAGCCGUUUUCUGAAUUUGAUGAUUAUCAUAUUUACACCGAUGGGCUCGGUCAUCGGUAUACUGCAAUGCUUGUUCGCCACAGCCCGUUUUCUAAGUUUAGGGAACGACAUACGAUCAAGAUUUACGAAUCCAAUGCGCUACCACACACAUAUGCAGCCUUUGUGAAAUAUACACGCGUUGGUAAGAGCGCCUCUGAUUUUCUGGCUCCGCGAGGAAGCACGUUGGAGACGGCAAUCAGCGCGUUCCAUAAAUUCUUUAAGGCCAAAUCCGGAAUCGACUGGCGUGAGAGAGGCGAGAAAACUCCUCCUAAGAAAACAGUAAAGGGGAUUGAACUUCCACCCGAUGAAGGCUGGUUCGAAUAUACCCCGGAAACACCACCUCACGUUCCCCCUGUUUCUAGCCUUCCUCCUGGGUACGACGAGGGAGCAGCUACCGAAGCUACUAUCAUCAUGUUACAGGAUGCUGUCAAGGAAAUGGAGCCCAACGAAGUCCGAGGGGUUCGAGGUGAGACACAGCUGAGUACGACGGAAGCAUAG
Molecule: messenger RNA, 3309 nt
Organism: Uncinocarpus reesii 1704
Lineage: Eukaryota; Fungi; Ascomycota; Eurotiomycetes; Onygenales; Onygenaceae
Product: anthranilate synthase component II
Exons: 4
Coding region: 1-3309 (1102 amino acids)
Biological process (GO): L-tryptophan biosynthetic process
Cellular component (GO): cytosol
Molecular function (GO): phosphoribosylanthranilate isomerase activity; indole-3-glycerol-phosphate synthase activity
Source: RefSeq, a predicted model, not a curated record